Acanthopagrus latus (yellowfin seabream) is the source of this 1862-nucleotide messenger RNA. RefSeq lists its product as uncharacterized. The coding region runs from base 456 to 1151 and encodes 231 amino acids. NCBI's taxonomy places the organism in Eukaryota, Metazoa, Chordata, Actinopteri, Spariformes, Sparidae. The record is from RefSeq and is a predicted model, not a curated record. The transcript has 4 exons.
ACAGAUGUCAAAAGGGGGAAUUGUGCUGUUACAGAGUAAAUAUCAAGGGAUUUUUUUACACUUGGUAACUUCCUUAUAUUGUCAGGCAAUUCUUCAUUCCUUUUUUGCAGAGAAUUUACACUAACUUCUGCUUCCUCAACUAUUGAAUGGCGCUUUCACUUUCACUUUUGUGUGUUGGUGGGUCACCGUGGAGAAUUCACGGGGAAAUUUAUCCGCUGGCUGGGGGAGUUUCCGUUGCAGCAGAGGCGGAGUAACAAAGGGGUUGAUCUGCGAGUGAAUGCUUGUGGUCGUGAGCGGUACAAGUUAUGAUGUGUCAGGGUGUUGAAAGUGUUUGUACAGUAGGAGUUGUUCAACAGGUCGCUCCUGUAGUCUUGUACCUGUGUACAGACUAACUUCGCAGCCUGGCUCAGGAAACCUCCCUGUUUCUUUUCAACAACACAGAGUGGUGUACAAAUAUGAAGUUGCUGGAGCUGGGGGACGCCGUCAGUCGCUUCAGGUUUUCUCAGUCCUGCGUGGGCUUUGCGGGCUGCCUGUGUGUGAUCUACGCAGUAUGGACACCGUACUGGCUGAAGGAUAGGGGGCUCUGGGCCGAGUGGAAUAACACUAACACUGAGCAGACAAAUCACAAAGGUGUCUUCAACGCCCUUGAAGCAGAGAGGGUGUUUGCGGUUCUCUCCUUCCUGAUGGCCGUCAGCACCGGCGCUCUGUGCCUGGUGUUUGCCCUCUGCUGGACGUCUCAGACGGUGCGUUCCUACUCCAACACUCGCUCUCUCCUGAUGGCAGGACAGGCGCUCUACCCCACCACACUGCUGCUGCUCACCAUGGCCUCGACAGGUUUCUUCUUUCUCCUCAGCUGGUCUCUGUUCACUUAUCAGCACCGGGAGGAAAUCAGUCAAGACCUCUCCAGCCUCGGCUCCUCCUAUUGGUUGGGGGCGAUUGGGUGGUUCCUGCUGUUGGUCAUGGAGAUGAUAGUCUUCGUAGCUGAACAAGCUGUUGUGCCAGACAUCCUACCAGACCUAGAAAAGGCCGUGGAGUCUUGGCGGAUUUCCUCUCAACUCAGGACCACUACACUCUCCUGCAGCGAUAGUUAUAACUCUGCUUACAGCCCGAGCGACAUGUAUCCACAGAGGUUUGUGUCAGCAGCACUCUGAGUGAAGUGCAUAAGAAAGAAAAAGACAAGAGGAAAUGACUGCGAAUGUGUACGGUACACAUUAAUGCGCACAGGCUCAACGAAAAACCAGCAAUCCCUCGCUGCUUUACAGAUCCAUACAACCAGACUGCAUAUUGAUUCACUGUGUUUGGAGUAAAAUGUUAAGCCGGGAGAAUUAAGGAUCCUGAAGCCUGGAAGUCAGUGUGACAGGAGGUUUCGGCUUCCUGAAGAGCUGACGGUGCCACUGACUCUGAAGUGUAUUAUCAGUAUUGACUGAAAUUUGAAUUAUGAAAACACUAAGGACCAACAGUACUGGUGAGAACUAACAUGAGGACUGUUCUCUGACGAAGUGGUGUGUAGAAAUGUGUGUAGAAAGUUCUGAAUCGCACAAAGUUUUGUCCAGGUUAUUGCUUUUUUUUUAAUGUAAACGAAACACAAAAUAUUCAAGUUGUCCCUUUUAUCUGAAUGCUUCAGUUGGUGCUGCAGUGGGGAUGAAUGUCAGAAUAACGUCAUCACGUUAUGACACUUUUGGCGGAUCUCAACAGAGGAGAUUUAUUUUCAGAUGUUUUAUUUGUAAUAAGUUGAGCUACAAGUGUUUCAAUAUGCUGAGGGCAUCAUGAUUGUUGAACUACUACUGACACAUACACAUGUUUCUAUUUUGUUUCCUUCUUCUGUUAUUCAUUUUGUAUUAAAGCAACAUUAUGUAAAAAUG